Messenger RNA from Fomitiporia mediterranea MF3/22, 234 nucleotides. RefSeq lists its product as uncharacterized. The record is from RefSeq and is a predicted model, not a curated record. The coding region runs from base 1 to 234 and encodes 77 amino acids. NCBI's taxonomy places the organism in Eukaryota, Fungi, Basidiomycota, Agaricomycetes, Hymenochaetales, Hymenochaetaceae. The transcript has a single exon.
AUGAAAGUCAAUGAGAAUGGUUUGUUUGUUGAGAGACGACUCCCUCAAUUGCAAUUCUAUUGUCAUACAGAUCCUAGUGCCUUUGGAUUCAUUGACCCAGACCUUAUUCUUCAAGGUGCUCAUCUAAUCCUGCAAUUCUCUAAGGGUACCAUCCAGACACUCUUGCCUCCAUCCCUUGCUUGCCAACCCAAAGAUAAGAAUGAAGAUUACAAAUUUUACUUUGUAAACGUGUAA